AAUUUCUAAAAAGUAUUUCUUUAAUAUAUUAAUUUAUUCUUUUUGUCAAACACAACAACAUGCCGCUCAUUAAACGAAAACUAACAAACAAAUCUAUAAUAGAAAAAUGCAAGGCAUUAAAAGACAUUGAGACAAGGAUCUCUAACAAAGAGGUUGCCAAAAAGUAUGGAGUCCAAAAGAACACAUUAUCAACCUGGGUUAAAAAUAAGACCAAGUUAUUAAACUCACUGGAAAAAAAUGGCACAAAAUCUAAAUGGAAGAAACUUCGUAGUGGUAAUUUCGAAAAUGUAGAGAAGGCCAUAUACACGUGGUUCGUUGCAAAAAGAAGUCAACAAGUACCAAUUGAUGGUACCAUACUAAAAGAAAAGGCACUAAAAUUCGCAGAACCAUUAGGAGAGUUGGAUUUUAAAGCACCUGAUUGUUGGUUUCAUAAUUGGAAAGAAAGGAGCGGCAUCAGCUUUAAAAUGAUCUCAGGUGAAAGUGCCGCCAUGACGAAUAAUAUGACUGCUUCGUGGAAUGAAACUACACUUCCAACAUUGCUUUUUUAAUUUCAAACUUGAAAACAUUUUCUAUGCCAAUGACUUUGGACUAUUUUACCAGUGCCUACCAAACAAAACAUACCAUUUAUCACGAGAAAAAUGUAUUUGGGGAAAAAAUAGUAAAGUCAGACUAACAGGCAUAGCAGCAGGGAGUGCAUCCGGAGAAAAAUUACCUAUGUUUGUUAUUGGAAAAUCUAAAAUCCCAUGGUGUUUUAAGCACAUUAAACAACUUCCUUGCACAUAUAAAAAUCAGCUAAAAAGUUGAAUGACCUUGACUAAUUUUUUUGUGCUCAAGACAGGAAAGUAGCACUCCUGGUAGAUAACUGUUCUGCCCACCCACGCAUUGAAGGGCUAAGCAAUAUCAACCUAAUAUCCCCCCCCCCCCCUAACACCACAUCUGUCCUUCAGCCUAUGGAUCAAGGCGUAUGAAGUCUUAAAGCUCAUUAUCGUCACAAAAUUGUGCGCUUGUGUAUUAAGGCUGUCGAUAAUAACGAACCCAUGCCAAAAAUUUCUAUACUUCAAUCAAUAAAAGAUCUUGUUUCUUCAUGGAAUCCUGUGUCGAAAGAGACUGUCAUCAACUGCUUCAAAAAACCUGGUAUCAGCAAAACAAACAAGAGUAUUGAAGAAGCUGAUGAUGAUCAUCCUUUUAAAUUUUUGACAGAAGAACUUAAUCGUUUGUGAGUUAUAUCCUUGUGCCGUCCAAGAAGAUCUCUCAGCGGAAUCUUACAUUGGUUUAGAUUGUGAUUUAGUAACCGUCGGUUCACCUGCUACUGAUGCUGAAAUCAUUGCUCAGAUUUUAGACCCUAACUUUGAAAACUACAAUAAUGAAGUUGAAGAUAGCGUUAAUGAAGGUAUUGACGUUGAAGCCCCGUCAUGCCCAUCUGAUAUUCAAUUAGAAAUUACUUUUGAAAUGAUUCAAAAUGCUUCGCUAUACAGCUCAAAAUACGAAAAUGAAAUACAAUCCCUAGUACUUAAACUUGAGGAUUUAAUGAAGAUGGAAAAGGUGGAUAAUUUGAAGCAAUAUCAGGUAUCAGAUUUUUCCCAAAAGUUGUAGGUUUUAUUUUUAAUGAUUUUUGUCAGAAAAAUAACUUGUUUUAAUGAAAGUCGGGCAAUUUUAUUUAUUUUCAACCCUUUUCUUGAUAUCUCAAACUUUUUUUCCGGUCCCCAUUAGUGUUUGAGAUAUUGAGAAUUGACUGUAUGUAAAUAGAGGUUAUUCUAUUAUUAACAAUAAGCGAACUUUUUUGUUUAGUUAAACAUGUGGCGGGAGUGAUCGCUCCUGGUUCGUGCCAAGGCCUGAUAUAUAGGCCUCUGCGAGAGUAAAUGAGCGCGAGAGCAGAGAAAAGCUCUCCUAAAACAAACAUGGCGAGCCAUGAGAGUUGCUCCUCUAAACAGCUUCCUACGAGAGCUUUUGCUUUUUAUGUGAGCGCUCUGCUUAUUUAAUAAAAAUUUAUAAAAAAAUUAUUUGUUGCUUAUUUAUAAAAAAAUUGCUUAUUUAAAAAAAAAUUUUGGUUUAAUACUUGUUACAAGAAUAUAUACAUAACAAGUGUCAUUAUA
This is a messenger RNA of Hydra vulgaris (swiftwater hydra), 2093 nucleotides long. Its product is annotated as tigger transposable element-derived protein 4-like. The record is from RefSeq and is a predicted model, not a curated record. Gene Ontology annotation, molecular function: DNA binding. NCBI's taxonomy places the organism in Eukaryota, Metazoa, Cnidaria, Hydrozoa, Anthoathecata, Hydridae. Gene Ontology annotation, cellular component: nucleus.